CGCGUCGUGCACGCCUGCGUCACGUGCGCCCGCCUGCGCGCCCAGACACUACAACCCAUCAUGGGUAACUUACCCGCGCAAAGGUUACAACCUGGGUUUCCAUUCGAACGCUGUGGGGUAGACUACGCUGGUCCUGUGCUCAUAUUGAACCGUAAAGCACCUGCCACCGCCGACCUGCGAGACAAGCCGAUGCUGCGCCUCACACGCUACCAGAGAGUCGAGCAGAUCCGCCAGCACUUCUGGGCCAGGUGGUCCAAGGAGUACGUCUCGGAGCUGCAGCAGAGGAUCAAGUGGAGGACGAGCAGUGAGGACUUGAAGGAGCACACCAUGGUUCUCAUCAAAGAUGACAAUCUACCACCAUUGAAGUGGAGCCUGGGUCGCAUCACACGAGUCUACCCGGGCAGAGAUGGCAUAUCAAGAGUGGCCGAUAUCAGAACCGCCAAUGGGACUACACGCAGGGCAUUCUCCAAAAUAUGCCCGCUUCCUGUGGACGACUGUUCCUGUUGAAA
Molecule: messenger RNA, 509 nt
Organism: Plutella xylostella (diamondback moth)
Lineage: Eukaryota; Metazoa; Arthropoda; Insecta; Lepidoptera; Plutellidae
Source: RefSeq, a predicted model, not a curated record